AAGAUGAGUGCAAAGGGACAGACCUAACCAGACCUAACUUCAUCAUAGUUCACCCCUCUAGUGAGUGUCCUCAGCCUACAUAUAAGGUCCAGGUGGCUAAUGGAUUUAUCAUUCCAUCCCCUCUGUCCAGAAGACAAACCAUUCAAUUACCCACAGGUGUGGAGCUUGUCUCUAAUUGGGUUUCCCUCCCACAUCUUUUCUAAUAGGUGAUGCGGGGGGGAACCCUAUCACAGAGUCAGAUUCUCCCAUCAGUUUCAAUAGGAUGAUUUGCAGAGGCUGGAAGAAUGGAGCCCAUAAUGAAUACAAGAGUUCCUGAGGAUUGAAUUGUGGCAAACGUCCUAGCCACUGUCAUCUCUCAUGGAGCUCUAGAUGAAGAAGAGGAGGAUGGGAAUGAAGAUGCUUGUGAAGAACAGUUUUAGACUUUCUCUUUUGUUUCCCUUCUAUGGAUGAUGAAAAGAAGAAGUGAAUGAUAAGGAAUCAAAAGGAAAAGAAGAAUGAGGAUGAUGAGCAAGGAGCUGCUUGCCCUGCUAUGAUGCCAGGGCAGAUUCCGGAUCCAUCCCUGACAGCUGGCGCUCUACCUGGGCUUGGCCCCUUGACAGGACUCCCGGGCACCACCCUGACGGUGGAAGAGCUGAAGUACGCUGACAUCCGCAACAUUGGGGCUAUGAUCUCGCCACUGCAUUUCUUGGAGGUGAAACUUGGGAAAAGACCCCAGCCUGUGAAAAGUGAGCUGGAUGAGGAAGAGGAGAGAAGGAAAAGGCGCCGUGAGAAAAACAAAGUAGCAGCAGCUCGAUGUCGCAACAAGAAGAAGGAGAGGACAGAGUUCCUGCAGCGGGAGUCCGAGCGUCUGGAGCUCAUGAAUGCUGAGCUGAAAGCCCAGAUAGAGGAGCUGAAGCAGGAGAGGCAGCAGCUGAUUCUAAUGCUGAACAGACACCGUCCCACUUGCAUUGUGCGGACAGACAGCAUCAAGACACCGGAGAGUGAAGCCAACCCACUGCUUGAACAACUAGAGAAAAAGUGAAGGUGGUACUGGCCAGGACAAGGAGGAGACAACAAAUUGGGGUCUCCAAAAAGUCGCCUAUGUACUGUAUGGAGAACUGUGCACCGAGGCCUUGUCCAGCCAGAACCCAGUGGGCUUUCUUGGGGAUUACAGGCCAACCAAAUAAUGGGAAGGAGAAGAUCAGGAACCUGCCAUUCAUCCCACUCUGAGGCUGAAGCUGGGAUGGGUCUAGCAGCUGUAGUGAGGGCAACCCCUUGCAAUACCUCUUCAUGGCCCUUCAGCCUGCUCACCAACCCCAGGGAUCAAGCAAGCAGCCCGCUGCAGGGCGUCCUGAAGCUGGAUCACAUUGAGAUACAGGGAGGGGAAGUUGCAUCUUCCUCUCUUCCCACACCUACUGGUAUGCACCUAGCUGGGAGUGGAGGCUUGACCCAGGAGAAAUGAACAUGUGUGGGAGAUGGAUGGCAGGCAAAGACAUACUGGCUGUAUCUCCCAGGUCUGUCCUAUCUCCGUCCCUCUGGAUCCUGCCACUGCUCCUUGCGCACACUCCGGAAUGGAACCCGAAACAAAGAAUUGCAAACACUUGACACAAGCCCUGCCUUGCGGCUGGGCCUGUCCAUGGCACUGUGGCGCAGGCGCCCCACAAGCACACUCAGUAUAAUGUUUACAGCCCAGCUGUCCCUGUCAGCCGUGCUUUUGAAUGCACAUUUUUACACUUUUUUAUAUUUUUUACAAAGUUUUUAUACAGCUGUCUCUAUAUGGAUUUAUAUAAUCACUAGACGUGAUCCCAUAGAAAUGUAUGUUAUAAUGGUCCGUUUGUUACAAAUGCAUAUGCCACAGUUAUCUCAUUGUGUUACUUGUUAGGUGGUGUCUGGCUCCUUUCCCCUCGGCAUGCUGGGAAAGGGGCCCAUGCAGCCCUCCACACUGGCUCCACUACCAUCUCCAUCCAUGUACGUUCUUCGUAAUACGCAGUCCUGUAUCUCUCAGUAAAUGUUACUUUGACUUA
Messenger RNA from Mauremys reevesii (Reeves's turtle), 2003 nucleotides. RefSeq names its product Jun dimerization protein 2 (gene JDP2). The record is from RefSeq and is a predicted model, not a curated record. Gene Ontology annotation, cellular component: nucleus. NCBI's taxonomy places the organism in Eukaryota, Metazoa, Chordata, Testudines, Geoemydidae. The transcript has 5 exons. The coding region runs from base 467 to 1021 and encodes 184 amino acids. Gene Ontology annotation, molecular function: DNA-binding transcription factor activity, RNA polymerase II-specific; RNA polymerase II cis-regulatory region sequence-specific DNA binding. Gene Ontology annotation, biological process: regulation of transcription by RNA polymerase II.